Messenger RNA from Ziziphus jujuba (common jujube), 1596 nucleotides. RefSeq names its product putative F-box protein At5g55150. The transcript has 3 exons. NCBI's taxonomy places the organism in Eukaryota, Viridiplantae, Streptophyta, Magnoliopsida, Rosales, Rhamnaceae. Gene Ontology annotation, molecular function: protein binding. Bases 304 to 1431 code for a protein of 375 amino acids. The record is from RefSeq and is a predicted model, not a curated record.
UGUGAAAAAUUGGAUUUUGGUAAUUGACAACUUUUUUAUAUAAUAUUUAUGUAUCUUAUAAACCGCUUAUAGACCAGGAAUCUAACAUCUAUGGCUGAGAAGAUUCGAAACAAAAGCCCAGCCUAAUCUCUCGCGUCGAGCAGAUCCGGCAAGUAGACUAGAAGCCUUCCACAGGAUCGGAAAGGUCGGUCAAUCAAGAUCAAAGAUGACUGCCUAGUGGCGACGAGCCCACUAGGCGGAGAGGGCGACAUAAAGGGGAAACAGCCCUCCUGAAACGAAGCUUAAAGCAUCUUGCUUUCAACAAUGGCCUCAAACUGGUCCGAGCUUCAAAUGGAACUCUUGGACUUAAUCAUCAAAAGGCUUGAUGCUAUUGUUGACAUCAUUCGUUUCAAAGCAGUUUGUUCCAAGUGGUACAGAGCAGCACAAUUGUAUAUGACUUCUCCAUUACUCAUGCUUCCUAGUGAUAAAAAAGAAGAAGCUGAUGAUUGCCGCUUCUUCAGUGUUGCUGAGAAUAAGAUUUACAAGAUCAACAACGUGUUUGACGGGUUUCAUGGUGCUUGGUGCGUGGGAUCAUCACAUGGGUGGUUGCUGAUUUUGGACAAAGAAACAAAGCCACAUCUUCUUAAUCCGUUAUCAGGAGCUUUAUUCCAACUUCCGUUCAUAAACACUUUGCUACCAUAUCAAGAGCUACAAAUGUAUAGAUCGUCACCUACCUUUGUGGAACUUCUGGUAAAGUUUUGUUUCUCUAAAGCCAUCCUAAUGUCCUCCGAUCUAUGUUUAUCUGAUGUAAGUAGAGGCAAGAGCUUUUGUAUUGUGGUGAUAUAUGGACUAUCUUCGCAAAGACUUGCAUUCUGUAUGCCUGGAGACAGCACAUGGACUCGCUUUGGUGGUGACGAUCAUGAGUACCUGGACAUAACAUGCCACAAUGGUAUGCUCUAUUCUUUAUCCUCUAAAGGGCUAGUUGAAAUUUGGGAUUUUCAUGGUCCUUCUCCCAAGAAAGUUUUGGUUUUUGAACUUUCUACAACAGUGUGUCAAUUCCUGGAGGCACAUACUCGCUUUCCAGAUAAAAUUGCUUUUCUGAUUGAAUCAAAGGGAGAUCUUUUGUUAGUCUUAAUGUUACAAACUGACCGUGAAUUUGCUAUCUAUAAGCUGGAUUAUAGUGGAAAAGUAUGGAUACCUGUGGAAACCUUGAGCGACCAAGCUCUUUUUAUUAGUGAAAACGAAUGUAGGUCAGUAUCAACCCAAAAUUUUCCAAAAUUGAGAGAAAAUUCAAUAUACUUCAUAAAUAGCGCGAAGUAUAGCAAGAUUGGCAGAUACAAUGUUGGUGUCUUCAACUUCAAAGAAAAGAAAUUAGAUGAUGAGGCUGAAGAUAAUAAGUAUUUUCGUUCGAUUUAUUUGCCAGUAUAUUGGGUUGCUCUUAAUCCAAGGUAAUAUAUAUAUACAUAUAUAUAUAUAUAUGUGUAUGGUUUGCAGCUAAUGAUGCAGACUCAGGCUGAUUAUUCUCUUUGGUUAAUCAUAAAACAGUAAGAUUUGAUGGUUGAAUUUUGGGUAAACAUAUGUAUUUUGUCUCCCUUUUAUCAUUUUUCAUUUUUUUUC